Molecule: messenger RNA, 690 nt
Organism: Lachancea nothofagi CBS 11611
Lineage: Eukaryota; Fungi; Ascomycota; Saccharomycetes; Saccharomycetales; Saccharomycetaceae
Source: the annotation of a GenBank genome assembly
AUGAAGCACUAUAACGUGACUUAUGUCGAGGUUCUGCGUGAUGGAGAGGUAAUAGCUAAAUACUAUAAAAGUCCUGCUUCGGGCUAUGGUUCUAUGGGUAAAGCCGGACAAAUUGCCAGCCCUCAGAUAUUUGAAAGACUAACCGCAGAGUUGGUAAUACCCAAAGUUGUGCCCUUGGAGGGAAAUAAGGUCACCAAGGUGUCGAGCUCGCUGUUGGAUGGUUUUGAUUGUUAUUACGGUACCGAUACGGGAAACGCAGUGUACGUUUGUUUCUCUCCCGUCGACGUACCAAAGAUUCUUCCACUUCGGGUGUUGACAGAGCUGAAACCGUUGUCAAACAAGUCGGACAGGGAACUGGAUUCCAACGUCCAAACUAUUGUACAACAGUUCCACGAAGAGCUUUUGUCCUAUCAUGACUCGUCUACCGCCGAAGCUACUGAGCAGGACUUGCAGGAUAUCAUACAGCUUAUGAAUGAUAAUAUAGACAAGUUUCUGCAACGUCAGGAGCGUGUGUCACUUCUCGUGGACCGGACCUCGAAAUUGAAUCAAUCAAGUUACAAUUUCAAGCGCAAAGCCGUACGAAUCAAGACAAAAAUGUGGUGGCAGAAUGUCAAGCUUUGCUCAACACUUAUUGCGGUGAGUGUGAUUGUGCUUGUUGUGAUCUUUGGCGCAGUUCACUAUAUAGCUUGA